This is a messenger RNA of Anastrepha ludens (Mexican fruit fly), 1522 nucleotides long. Its product is annotated as pre-mRNA-splicing factor 38B. The record is from RefSeq and is a predicted model, not a curated record. NCBI's taxonomy places the organism in Eukaryota, Metazoa, Arthropoda, Insecta, Diptera, Tephritidae. The coding region runs from base 169 to 1266 and encodes 365 amino acids. Gene Ontology annotation, cellular component: precatalytic spliceosome. The transcript has 6 exons.
UUUUGCUGAAUUGGUGUCUGACGCGUUUUGCACAUAUUUUUUCGUUAGAGAAACGUUUCUGGUGUUUUUGGUGCUUUAUUGCGAAUUCCAAAUAUGUACACAUUUUAUUAAAUAUAUAAAAUUAUUAAUUAAGCUUUGCAUAGCUUAUGAGAAAAAGUGCAAAUCGAGAUGGAUGAAGAAUAUCAUCAACAACAUUCGGCGGCGAAGAAGAUCGGCAAGCAACAUAACACUUUGCCGCUGUGGGGAAAUGAGGCCACCAUGAACUUAAACCCGCUUAUUCUUGCGAAUAUACAGGGCUCAAGCUAUUUCAAAGUGCACUUGUUCAAACUUAAGACUUACCAUGAAGUUGUGGACGAGAUUUAUUACCAAGUGAAACACAUGGAGCCUUGGGAGCGGGGAUCACGAAAAACUUCUGGUCAAACCGGCAUGUGUGGCGGAGUGCGAGGAGUCGGCGCUGGCGGUAUAGUAUCAACAGCAUACUGCCUGUUAUAUAAGUUAUACACACUUAGGCUGACCAGAAAGCAGGUUAACGGACUCCUAAAUCACACAGAUUCACCCUAUAUAAGGGCUCUAGGAUUUAUGUACCUUAGAUAUACUCAACCGCCCGCAGAUUUGUAUGACUGGUAUGAAGAUUACCUGCAGGAUGAGGAAGAGAUAGAUGUAAAGGCUGGCGGGGGACAGACUAUUACAAUUGGACAAAUGGUAUAUCAGUAUCUUACCAAGUUAGAUUGGUUCUCUACUUUAUUUCCACGUAUUCCGGUGCCAAUACAAAAACAAAUAGAGAAGAAAUUAGAGGAAUAUUGUCGAAACAACAAUAUAAGUCCACAACAGUUGAGUUCAGCAAGAAACUCUGCGUCCAAUAGCGGAGCUGCGACUUUCGAUUAUGAGGAUACUGGCUAUGAUCGGCGUAGCGGUGGCGCUAGUAGCAGUCGAAGUAGACUACCACCAGCUAGCAGUGGAAAUUAUCGUGACGAACAUGAUGACCGCGACCACUUCGCUAAUAGUGUUCAACCUAGAAGGCGCGAUGAUUCCCCAUCGAACGAAUAUCAAAGCAGUAGAGAUCGAGAUCAUCAUCGCGAGAAACAUAAGAAAAAGCAUAAGCAUAAGCAUCAUUCUCGAAGUAGAAGCCGUAGUCCAAGUCGUAGUGAACGUAAAAGAGAUUUGGAGUAUGAUCGUGACCGGGAACGUGAACGUGAUCGAGACAGAAAUAGAGACAGAGAUUAUGAACGUCGGGGCCGUGACUAUGAUGAUCGACGUUACCGAUAAAAUCUAAUGAACCCAAUAUGUAGCAAUAAAUGUAUAUGGAGGCACAAAAAGAUUUCUUUUAUGUAAGGAAACAAUUAUUCAAUAUUUUCCACUUUCACAUACAAGCGCACUCUAAAGCAAAUAAAACAUCAUUGCAUAUAACAUUUCCAUUUUAUAAGCCAUUGUUAAACUCAGGAGCUCUGUUGUUUAUACCUUCUUUUUUUAUUAAAUACUGAAAACAAAUAUACAAACACUGGUUUAAAUGUUACAAUAGUUA